Coccinella septempunctata (seven-spotted ladybird) is the source of this 792-nucleotide messenger RNA. RefSeq names its product THAP domain-containing protein 2-like. The transcript has 2 exons. NCBI's taxonomy places the organism in Eukaryota, Metazoa, Arthropoda, Insecta, Coleoptera, Coccinellidae. Gene Ontology annotation, molecular function: sequence-specific DNA binding. Bases 248 to 550 code for a protein of 100 amino acids. The record is from RefSeq and is a predicted model, not a curated record.
CAAGGACAGGAAGUGAGACCGAAGUGCACCAAAUUAUGACUCAUUGUUUUGUUUUGAUAUAGGUGUCAAACGUGAAGCUUUUAUCAAAUUCAUAUCAAAUUGUUAUUUUUAGGAUAUUUUUCGAGUUAAACUGUGUUGGAUUUUGUAGAGUUGAGUGAAAUUAAGUUGUGAAGUGAAUUCUGAACUAUUUUACCUAAAGAAAUUAUUAAAAUAAGAUAUUUUUGUGGUAAGGAACUUUUUCCAGAAAAUGGUCAGUUGUGUAGCUUGUGGCUAUUCAAAAACACCAAAGAAAAACAAUUCCGGUGUAACAUUUCACAGAUUUCCUAAGGAUGAAAGACGUAGAUUUAGAUGGGUGAGUUUUGUUAAUAAGCCUGGGUUUACUCCUAACAACAGGAGCUUAUUGUGCUCCAAGCACUUCAAGGAAGAAUGUUUCAACAGAUCUUCACAAUCUGUUAUUAGAUUAUUUCCCAAUGCAUUUCCAACUAUAGAAGCUCCCCGUGUGAAAUAUGUAAGUGAUGAAUUGUUGGUAAGGACUGUUAUUAUUUCUUGAACUGGGGUCGUUAUGGCUCAGUUGGCCUUCCGGGAACUGCGACCACAUAGAUAUUUGGUUCACUACCCUACUCAUUCAUGGAAACCUAAGGAGGUCUUUAGAAUGGUGUUAAUAAAACCGAAGACUUUCUUAGGGGCCUUGGCCGUUACCUCUUGGGUAACCAGAGCUGGUUUUCCCAUAUGAAUGGUUCUUAGGCCAGCCAGUUCUGUACACUUACAUAAUAUGUGAUUGUUUAUAUUGCU